AUGAUGAUCAAAACUGCUUGUGAUCCUACAAUAGAAAAACACUUUAAAGGCCAUGAAAAUACUAUUACAAGUUUAUGUUUUCAUCCUGAAACUACACAAUUGAUAUCAAGUAGUUCAGAUAAAAGUAUAAUAUCGUGGAAUUUGAAAGAAUCUGUAAGAGCUUACAGAUUUCUUGGACAUAAGGAUGUAGUCUUUGAUGUCACUUAUGCACCAUCGGGAGAAGUCAUAGCUAGUGCUUCUAAAGACAGAUCUGUUAGAAUUUGGGUUCCUAAAGUAACAGGACAGUGUUUAGAUUUUAAAGCACAUUUGGGAGCUGUCAGAUCAGUACAAUUUAGUCCAGAUGGCGAAAAGUUAAUUACUGCAUCAGAUGAUAAAAGUAUUAAAUUAUGGAUGGUAUGUCAAAGAAGAUUUCUUACGUCAUUUACAUGUCAUACAAGUUGGGUGAGAUGUGUUAGAUUUUCUUUAGAUGGCAGACUUAUAGUCUCUUGUAGUGAUGAUAAAACAAUAAAAUUAUGGGAUGUCAUUAGUGGACAAUGUGUUAAAACUUUUAAUGAUGUGAAAGCUUAUUCUACACAUGUGGAAUUUCACCCCAGUGAUUCUGUUAUUGGAUCUGCAAACACAGCAGGCUGUGUAAAGUUAUAUGAUAUACGUACAGCUUCUUUAUAUCAACAUUAUGCAAUUCAUACAAGCUCAGUAAAUAUGAUAAAGUUUCACCCAAAAGGAAAUUUUAUGUUAACUGCGUCUGAUGAUUCAACAAUGAAGGUUUUAGAUUUAUUAGAGGGUCGUCCAAUUUAUACACUUAGAGGACAUAUAAAUGGUACCAGUGUAACAUCAAUAACAUUCUCUUCUAACGGAGAAUUUUUUGCCUCUGGAGGAACAGAUCAACAAUUAUUAAUGUGGAAAACAAAUUUUGAUAAAGAUGACAUUGCUAGAAAAAUUUCACGACAUUUAGUUUUACCUGUUAAACAAUCAGAAUUGGAUAUUAAGGAUGAUAAAUCACAUAAAGAUGAUAUAUCUGGAGGAGCAGAAGAAAUGGAAUCAUUACAUGAAAAAUUGGAUGCUAUCAAUAUAAAAAAUGGGAAAACUUAUUGUGAAGUACCAGAUACAGGAAUUUUUAAUAAAGACAUAGAAUAUAAAGUAAUAAAUAUGAGAAAUCAAAAACCUUUUGAAAAAGGUCGUAUUGUGAAUAUAUCACAUUUAUCUAAAGAAUUGCCUAAUGCAUAUUCUAAUAAAAUAGUAGAUGCACUUAAUGAACAAGUACAAUCAUUAAGUGAUGCUAUUACUAUAUUAGAACAACGUUUGUCAGUAUUAGAAGAAGAAUUAAGGAAAUAA
Messenger RNA from Eufriesea mexicana, 1332 nucleotides. It is a transcript of the gene Poc1, whose product is annotated as Proteome of centrioles 1. The record is from RefSeq and is a predicted model, not a curated record. The transcript has 5 exons. Gene Ontology annotation, cellular component: ciliary basal body; centriole. Lineage: Eukaryota; Metazoa; Arthropoda; Insecta; Hymenoptera; Apidae. Gene Ontology annotation, biological process: cilium assembly. Gene Ontology annotation, molecular function: protein binding. The coding region runs from base 1 to 1332 and encodes 443 amino acids.